UCAUCCAUGGGAUAGAUUGGCUGAGGCUUCAGAAAGAACAGAAAAAGAAGAAGAAGAUAGACAGAUAGCGUCUCCUCUCCUCUCCAACCAUAUUUCUCCCGCUCCGCCGGCUCUACAUGCCGCGGGCUAGCAAUGGCGGCGGCGCAUGAUGUCUGUGCUGUCUACUACUCUACCGUCUCGUCUUCAUCUAGCAGUGGAGGCCUAGCCUGAACACAGCAAGAGAAAUCAGGAAGGCAUUGCAGGAGCAAGAAUCCAUGGCAUGGGGAGGCCUCUUCUUGAGCUUCAGCCGCCCCUCGCAGGAGCAGCAAAAGUCAUGCCUUGCGGCUGCUGGUGGCUUCAACUAUGAUGCACCUCUCCAUGGUGCCUCAAAACCAAGAUCUGCAACUGAUUUGACACCUGGAGCUGCUGGAGCAAGUGACAAAGCGCUUGUCGAGCGCGGCUUCUUUGUGAACCGCUCGCGUGUUCUGCUUGGCUCGGGUGCUGCCACCUUCAGCCAUGCCAAAUCUGCACUUCUCUCCUGGAAGCACUUGGCACUAGGGUGGGCAAGUGUGGAGCCCGACACACCGGUGAAGACUGGAACAAAAUUCUGCAUCUGUUACAAGGAGCUGAUCCCUUGGGUCAUGUUGCCCCUCCAGAUUGCCUAUGUGAUGACCGAGGGCAGCUCCUCGGGCCAUGGAAAAGGUGGCAUUUUUGCGUUCGGUAGCGGCACUCUACAAGGCCAUCUACUGAUUGAUGUGCAGGCAGGGGAGGAGAGGUUCUCGGUGCAGCUGGACGAAGAGGAUCAGGUGUGGUACGAGGUGAUGUCCUUCUCGAAGCCAGCCCACAUCCUGUCCAGCCUUUGCUACCCGUACGUGCAGCUCAGGCAGAGGCAUUUCGCGCAUCACUCAGGCCAGGCGCUGCUCCGGCAUGUUGCCAGCCGCUCCACAGACAAACCACGCUGACUUCUUUCGUCUGCUGAUAACAUGAUUCUACUAGUAUCUUUAUCUCUUCAGGACUCAGGACUUGAUUUGAACCUGCUUCUGUGUUCCUCUUUGUACCUAUGGCCAAAUCUGCUCCUGAAAGCAUAAGCUUGUCUUCUGAAUUUUGAGCUCAGGAUAUUUAACCAGUACUACAAUAUUUGGCAUUUGUGCUUUCCUGUCAAGU
Messenger RNA from Oryza brachyantha (malo sina), 1143 nucleotides. RefSeq names its product UPF0548 protein At2g17695. NCBI's taxonomy places the organism in Eukaryota, Viridiplantae, Streptophyta, Magnoliopsida, Poales, Poaceae. Bases 255 to 941 code for a protein of 228 amino acids. The transcript is spliced from 4 exons. The record is from RefSeq and is a predicted model, not a curated record.